AUGGAAAAUAGAAUACAUAGAGAUUUACCAAAUAUUCAGGCGGAAUCACAAAGAAUUCUUCGAAAUAAAGAGACAUAUAGACAAAGGAACAGGACCUUCCAAAUAAAUUUAGUCAAUAAACUGACAUUUUUGGGAUAUUUCUUAAUUAUAUUACAAUAUAUUAAAUAUGGUACUACAGUAUGGAGCUUAAUCUUAAGAUGUAUGGUUCAAUCCUUUCUUUCGAAUCCAUUCCCUAACCGUAUUCAAAUGCAAGGUUUAACGGCAGGUAUUCCUCGGUUAUCAACAUUUAUAGCUAAUGAUACACCGCCAAAUACAACGAAUGGUAAUGAUAGUAAUAUUAACAAUAGUAGUAGACUAGGUGAUACUACCACAACUCUACUAAUAGGAUCAAGGUCGUCUAAUGGUAUCCCAAUGCCCGGCGCAUUUCCUGAAUCAAGCGCAACUCCUGAUUUGGAACAAGGCGAAAGACCUUUAUCAUCAUCUAUUGAUUCGAAUGCUUUUAGCAUGGAAGAUUUUAAAAUAAUUAAAGAGAAGAUACAAAAGCUUCUUUUCCAUGGGUCAUUUACAUUAAAUCUAUUCGUAGUAGUCUUGGCAAUCAUAUUUCCCAAGGAUUUCAUUGGUAAGAUGAAUGAUAAUCAUCUAAACGGUGAUUUGAGAGAUAUUCCAUCCCCUUAUAAUCAUGACGAUGGAUUAAUUAGAGGUGAACUUAGAGCGACUUCCAUUUUCCUACAACUAAUUGGUGAACCUCUCCCUAGAAACAAUUUUGCAGGGAAUUUCGGGAUGAUUUCAUUCGAUUUCUUCAUAUUAAUUUCCCAAUUCCUUUUGUUUAGUUUGACCUGUUAUAAUUUUUCAGAAUUUGCGCCUGAUGAAACUAUUGAUAAUACUGAAAAUGAUAUCGAUGGACCAACUAUUGAUCAGGAUGGGUAUACGGGACAUGUAUUCUUGACAACUAUCGACAUUUCCAAAAUUGUUGAUUUAAUGAUAUAG
Messenger RNA from Naumovozyma dairenensis CBS 421, 987 nucleotides. RefSeq names its product Gld1p (gene GLD1). The coding region runs from base 1 to 987 and encodes 328 amino acids. Lineage: Eukaryota; Fungi; Ascomycota; Saccharomycetes; Saccharomycetales; Saccharomycetaceae. The record is from RefSeq and is a predicted model, not a curated record. The transcript has a single exon.